GAGAGAGAGCAGGGCAAUAAUUUAUUGAUAUCGUCUUCUAUUUUUCAUAUGUCCUUGCUUGUUAAACUUCCUUGAAUAACAAGAAAGUUACAGAAAAAGCAACUCACGAAGGCGCUAUAUCCCGUUUUUUUUUUUCGCCAGCUCAGUAUUCAGGAAUUAAAAUUUAUGGCAACCUUCGCUACGUUGGAGCGAGUAGUUCCAGCCGCGGAGAGUAAAUCUCCUGCUCAAGUCCAAAAACCUUCUACUCCAACAUCUUCAACGCAGCAAAAUAAGUUUACCGCCGAGGAUCUGUUCAAUUACUUGUAUGGCUAUACACCCAUCCGUCUUGUUGACCCCAUACAACUACUUCGACGGCAAGUGGAAAAUGGAGCGACCAACAAACAGACGAUGUCUUGUAAGUAGCUUAUAUUAAUUAUUUUUAUUCCGCGUAGAAGUUACAAAUAUAUUGCUUGUUACUGAUUUCAUCGUGGGUUGUGAAAAUACUGCUUAAAUAAUAAGUAGCAGAGUAGCCGAAGUGAAGCUAGUGGUUGUAGUGAGUUUAAGUUGAAAUUCUGCGGUUGCACUUUGAAAGAAAUUUAAAUAUUUACAAUUUCCAGAACUUGUCGUUGACUGAGUGACUUUCCAUGUCGUUAAUGUUAAUUAUGAAACUGCGGUUUGGUUAGCAGCUUAUGUGGCAUUUCCUCUUUCCAGCGUAAAAUAUUACUACUCUCUGGCGGUUUUUACACGUAAGUGGUUUUAAACAAACAAGACAUUAGCUUUUAACUCUUUAUGAUUUCACUGUCUCCUAAUUAAUGAAAAUAAACUCGCCAUGCUUGAAGCUAAGGGAAAGACUUGUCAGGUGUUGGCAACUGUUUUUAACUGUUUCAAGGUAAAAAAUGCGAGCAAUAUCUGAACUCUGAAGAAUCGAGAAGAAGUUAUUUAUGAAAAGUCAGUUACCACGUGCGGCCCUGGCUGAUGCACAUGCUCUAUACAUCAAUAUCAACCACCAAGAGAGAAUGCUUAUAAAUCCUACAGAUUUACCUGUUUUGAGCCUUUAACGAAGUAUAUCUGAUUUUCUCCUUGUUUUGAUUAAGUGCUGGGCAAUCUCCUUUUGUACGGUAAUCGAUUCUUUCUUAAUUUGAGCUAAAGUGAUUUUCCGCGAAUAUAAACACAACUAAACUUUACUCUCUAAUGAGCUUUAUCGUAAUACUUUCUCUAAUUCCUGCCGGUUCCGCUGUGACUUUUUUUUACAAUUCAAUGUUCAUCAUUUUAAUCGUGGAAACCAUAUUCUUUUUAAUUCCUUUAGUGCUGUAAAAUAGCCCAAGAGUGCAAGGCAAAAACUAAACCACAUUGUUUCAUUGAGUGAACAUUGUUUCAAAGUCUUAUUAAUUAUUUAUUUUUUACGAGGUGCAAAUUACACUAAAAACUUGACAGUCAGUUAAGGAACUCUGUACGUGCCAAAAUAAUACUUUUUUGGUUGAAAUCGACCAGAAGUAAAAAAAUCAAAAGAGAACUAAAAACUAAGUAAAUAAGAAAAAUGGAAUUCCUUUUUGCUACUUGGAGACCAAAUAAAUUUUUUGUUUCAUGAAUGACAAAAUCAUGUGAAAUGUCUAAAUUACCUUUCGUUCAUAUAUGAAAGAAGGUGUAGAACAAGAAAUGAUUAUUUGUCCACUAAAAGUUGUUUCUCAAUCACUUACAAGGCAAACAACCUGCUAAGAUGGGCUGACAUUUCCUGAAAUAGAAAAAUAACAAGUUUGGAAAACACCUACUGUCAACGGGUGCUUUAGGAAUGCCGAGUUUCAAACAGUUUGAAAGUCACGUUUUCAAUUCGGAUCGAAAACGAUUCAACUUUCAAUACACAUCAGUAGGUUAUAGUUACUUUACACAUGGGUUUAAAGUAAUUGUGUUCUUUUUCCAUGCAGAUAAGGGCGAAGUAAAGAAUUUUACCUACAAAAGACAGGCAAACGUUUUCAAGUUUUGUCAGGUGUUUGUUAAGCAAACUUAAGGCGCGGUUUUUGAGCGACGCACGCCAACCGUGAGGACUUUUGCCUUUCGAUAAGCCUUGACGCUCUCAAAUUUGUAUUGCUAAGUGUCUUUACUCUUAUAGAGAAGAUUUCCUCUAGAUUUGGUACAAACAAAAAAUUGGCCUUUGUCUAACAUCCUACUGGCUACCACUAAAAAGGACUGAAGCAGACCUUCGCCUUCUUCGAAAAUUCACUUCAAACCACUACUAGCAGAAGGAGUAGUUCUUGCGGCAGAAAUUUCAACCAAAGCAUAUCGGCAUACACAAUGACUUUCAUACUUCUUGAUCUCGUCGAUUGCUCAUGACCCGGCCGCUGUUGAUAUGACCAAAAAUAUCAUUAUCAUUAUUAUUUGCUUUUUAGGGUGCGAUAUUUGCAACGAGAAACACGAUGGAGAAUGUCCAAUGCACGGUCCUUUACACUCUUUAAGAAAACUGGUAAACGCCGGCCAGUCCCAUAGUCCUUUGGAAAACGGCUCUAUUCUCAAAUUCCCGGAUGAGGUUUGCUUGUGCACUUCCAGUAUUCCUUGCGUUGGUUACGGAGUGUGCGCCAGAAAACGGAUUCCUGCGGGCACCUGGAUCGGGCCAUACGAGGGUAAACUGGUACGCCCCGAAGACAUCAAAGUUGAAACCGAGACGGAAUACAUGUGGGAGGUAGGAACGUCGAUUUUAAGUACAUAUAAAACACUACGCGUGAAUAGCCUAGAAUCAGCUCGUCUCGGCAUAAACUAUAAGGUCUAGGGCUGUGUCCAGAGAAAAACGGUCGAAACGUUCUCUACGAAGACCAACAUAGAACGGAUACCUCUAUAUUAUGCAAAGCUCUCUUGAUCCCAAAGUAAGUUAGACAUGCAGUCCUUACGUCUAUAUAUAAAACGGACACUUUUGUAACGCGAACACGUGGCGUUGUCGUUUUGGUGCGCGCUUGUAUCAAGGAGAUUUGACUGUGCUGCUUAAUAUCUCAAGUUUUCUGCGAUUUAUAGUCGCACUUGAUCAUAAGCAAGGUUGCCGAGCAACAAUUAAUACGACACAAGUGGUAAUUGCACCUAAGAAACUCGAGUCAGUGGGUGUAUGUCAGUGGGUUCCGCCGGGACCGAUCAGAAUCAGCAAAGUUCCCUCAGAGAUCACAGCAAAUUGUAACAUUUUCUUUCCAUCCCAGGUCUUCCACGAUGGUCAAGUCAGUCAUUACCUCGACGGAAAGGACGAAGCUAAUUCCAGUUGGAUGCGAUUUGUUCGAUGCGCUCGGCACAAGAAAGAACAGAACAUGGUGGUGUUCCAGUACCAUGGCUGUGUAUACUACAGGACAAUCAGGGAGAUCCUUCCGGGGCAAGAGCUACUUGUGUGGUACGAUACCAGAUACUCACAGUUUAUGGGGGUGCCUGUGGCACUCAGUGACUCGGGAAGUAGAGGUAAGGAUGUUCUCAGAAAUGUUAAAAAUAUAGUUAUUUGCUCCAAAAUUUAAUUUCAUAAUCAUCUUCAACAAAAUAAGUCAUGAUAAAAGAUAAGCCCAGUAGGCAAACUAGUACUUAGACACACCACAUAUUUGAUAAAAGAUUUACUUCGCCGUGUUUAUGAGUUUUAUUUCACUCAAGAUUAAAGCAGGAAAGAGCCUUUGCUUGGGCUUAAGACUUAGAGACAAUCCUUUCUUUCUCUUUAAUUAGCUUUCCUCAGAAUAAAAUAAAGAAUUUUAUAAAGCAACAACUGUCAAUUUUGUCACAGAUUUGGAUUAAAAUUCUUCAUUUCUCAAACUGAUCUGUCGGCGUUUCUACUGAACCAACUGAUAAACUGUUUUUUAUUUAUUUAUUUAUAUACGAAAAGGUGUACAUCCACCACGAGAUCUCGUUGCACAAGAGAGGUCACGUGCAAGGGCUGAUAAAAACGAGUCAUUUGAAUCAGCGGUGCGAAGAAACUUCACAGAUCAUGCGCCAGCACAAAGGGGUCGCCCACCUUUGAGGAGGACUGAAUCUGAGCCAAUCAAACCGGAUAACGACCACGGAGUCUUAAGGGAGGACAGACGACCGACCUCGUAUCGAGGAAGAGGAUACGGAUACAAACAACAAACGCGAACGUCGUCAAGAUUUGAUCCAGCAGAUGACUUCACAUGGAGAUGUAAUCAGUGUUUUAAGGCAUUCACAAACCGCGAACAACUUGAGGUGCAUCAGUGUAAUGGUAUAAGCAGCGGGAAGAAUUUAACGUGCACUCAGUGUAGCCAGUCCUUUGCUCAUCCAUUUGAAUACCGCAAUCACAUGGAAACACACGUCAAUGAGAGACCUUUCCGGUGCGGCUACUGUGCAAGUGCAUUCGCGAGCGCGGCCUUACUGAACCAGCACGUACGAGUCCAUAUGACAGAGGGGAGUCUGGGUAUCUUGAAGCCUUCACCGCGACAUGAUAGAGCCGCCCAAGAAUUCCACUUUUAA
Messenger RNA from Porites evermanni, 4413 nucleotides. NCBI's taxonomy places the organism in Eukaryota, Metazoa, Cnidaria, Anthozoa, Scleractinia, Poritidae. The record is from the annotation of a GenBank genome assembly.